Oryza sativa Japonica Group (Japanese rice) is the source of this 1748-nucleotide messenger RNA. RefSeq names its product adenylyltransferase and sulfurtransferase MOCS3. Lineage: Eukaryota; Viridiplantae; Streptophyta; Magnoliopsida; Poales; Poaceae. Gene Ontology annotation, cellular component: cytoplasm; cytosol. The record is from RefSeq and is a predicted model, not a curated record. Gene Ontology annotation, biological process: tRNA wobble position uridine thiolation. Gene Ontology annotation, molecular function: adenylyltransferase activity; thiosulfate-cyanide sulfurtransferase activity; URM1 activating enzyme activity.
CCUGUGGCUGGUAACCGUUUUCACCAGCCCUUGCACCCUUGCAACCGUGCAACUGGGCAACUGGAGUACUAUUCCUACUACUACUCCUAGGCUCCUAGCUCCGUGGAGAAGGUGACCCAACCCCACCGGCACCGCGCCAAUGGAGGGCGGCGGCGACGACGACGGCGGGAGGAGCAGGGCGGAGGCGAUCAUGCGCGAGCUCGAGAGGCUGCGCGCGGAGAGGGAGGAGCUGGACGGCCGCAUCCGCCUGCUCGAGUCGCAGCUCCGCCUCGGCGCCGCUCCCCUUCCCCCCUCCGCCGCCGCCGAAGUGGAGCCCACGGGAUCGCCCUCCUCCUCCUCCUCCGCCGCCGCCGACAUGAUCAGCCGCUACAGACGCCACCUCCUCCUCCCUCAGUUCGGCCUCGAAGGGCAACGGAAGCUGUCCCAAUCAUCCAUCCUGGUGGUCGGUGCCGGUGGAUUGGGCUCGCCUGUGGCCAUGUAUCUGGCUGCUUGUGGCGUCGGUUGCUUAGGUAUUGUUGAUGGCGAUCGAGUUGAACUUGACAACCUGCAUCGUCAGAUAAUACACAUAGAAGCAUAUGUUGGACAACCAAAGGUGAAAUCAACUGCUGCUUCUUGCCGUGCAAUUAACUCCUCUAUCAAGGUGUUCGAGUAUCAUAUCACUUUGAAUGCGAGCAACGCUUUGGAUAUUAUGCGACAAUAUGACAUAGUAGUUGACGCAACAAACAACCUGCCUAGUCGGUACAUGAUCAGUGAUUGUUGUGUCCUGAUGAACAAGCCUCUUAUAUCUGGUUCAGCAGUAGGUUUGGAAGGACAGCUGACUGUUUAUCAUCACAACGGAAGUCCAUGCUACCGGUGUCUUUAUCCAAACCCACCAUCGUCGCCAACAUCGCAGAGUUGUUCCGAUAAUGGUAUUCUUGGAAUUCUUCCAGGAGUAAUCGGCUGCCUUCAAGCAUUAGAGGCUAUAAAGGUUGCAACUGCUGUUGGUAAACCUCUCUGUGGAAGAAUGCUACACUUCGAUGCACUGUCCUCUCAUACCAGGAUCGUCAAGAUCAGUAGGAGUUCACCAACUUGCAAGGUCUGUGGAGAAAAUCCUGUUUUCACCAAAGAGGACUUCGUGAACUUUGAUUACGAGAGCUUCACACAAUCUCCAAUGUCCAAAAAUUCGACGACGCGGAGCCUGAAUCUUCUCCCGGAGAACGCCCGGGUGAGCUGCAGAGACUACAAGAAGGUGCUCGACAGCGGCAGGCCGCACCUGCUGGUGGACGUGCGGCCGUCGCACCAUUUUCAGAUAGCGUCCAUGGCUCACUCCAUCAACGUCCCGCUCUCGCUGCUGGAGGAGAAGCUGCCACUGCUGCGGGACUCGGCGAGGGAAGUGUCGUCGCGGCGCGACGGGCGGCAGCACUGCCCUGUGUACGUCAUCUGCCGGCGAGGCAAUGACUCCCAGGUCGCCGUGCAGAUCCUCCGCGAGAAUGGGUUCCUGUAUGCGAGCGACGUCGCCGGUGGGUUUGAGUCCUGGGCCAAGGAAGUCGACCCCAGCUUCCUUCUCUACUAGCCAGAUGCUUUACAUAGUUGAUAGUUGCAACUUGCAAGUAACUUGUACUAGAGAUUAGAGAAAAGGACAUAUGUAGUUGCCUUGAAGGUUCAAACAUGAGUCAGGUGCCUAAUGUUAAAUGUAAUCCAUUUCCAGUGUAUAAAAGAAAAAAAAAUGAAGGCUCAAAUAGAUGUGAUUGAUAAUAUGAUUGUAUUUA